This is a messenger RNA of Hemicordylus capensis (graceful crag lizard), 3676 nucleotides long. RefSeq lists its product as uncharacterized. The record is from RefSeq and is a predicted model, not a curated record. Bases 2049 to 2888 code for a protein of 279 amino acids. Lineage: Eukaryota; Metazoa; Chordata; Lepidosauria; Squamata; Cordylidae. The transcript is spliced from 10 exons.
CCUCUCCUCCUCUGAGCUGUUCUGGCUGAGGCAUCCUGGGAGGCUGACAGUUGCCAGCAGAGAGGCCCAGUUGGGAGGGCGGCUGCCUUUUGGGCUUUGUUCUGGAGCGGUGUCAGAAGAGGAAGCUGGCCCUGUUCUGGAGGAGAGCAGUGCCCGGCUUCGGGUGCCUUGUGUGCAAUGCGCUGGCUGAUCUUUGUUCCACGUCCUGCUCCUACACACAGCAAACGGUCAGGCUGGGGAGAGGGUUGCAGCCUGGCUGCCGCCUCCUUUACAGCCUUGUGUUCUUGUGUGCAGGGGAUCGGGGGCCCUCCUCACCUGCACCCUGAUGUGCAGAGGCCAGAGAGAGGUUCCACUACCUCACCGAGAACGAGGCCAGGACCACAAAGCAGCAGGAAAGGGUUAAGCAACCAGGGCUGUGGAGUUCCUGCAGCUGGGCAGGUCUUCUUCUCUCCUUGCCGCGCUCUCUUCUGGCAGUUCCCAGAAGCAUUGGAAGCCCUCCUGGUGGCUGGCCACCACCUGGACCACCUGCCUGUGCUGCCCCUGGGUAAAGAUGUGCACGAACCUGUUCAGUGGGCCGGCUCACGCACGAGUGUGAUGCGUGUGCGUGCACACGCACCAGGUACUUCCAGCUGAAGAGGGGACGGGGUGGCAGGGAGGUACGCUGCCGCCUCAAAGGACUUUACAAAAACAAGCACCGGAGGGGGGAAAGCGGAGGGAGGGGUAAGUGCACCCACCCCCGCCCUUAAAGUCCAACACACACCCUGUCUCUGAACCACCCCCGUCUGGUUCCAUGCACAUCCCUAUCCCUGAGCUGCGUUUCUUUCUCUGCAGCAGCUUCUCAGCUGUCGUCGUGACUUGUUGUGGUUUCUGUGCUGCUGCCGGAGUCCCCAGUGGCCAGAGGUCCCUGGAAAGGAAGGGAGUGGAUAAUUAAUCUAAUGGGGGCGGGCUUGUUCCUGUAAUAGCCCCAGGAAGCCAAAGCCCAGGCCCCACGUGACUGCUGGAGCCAAGCUGGGGGAGGGGGGUGGCGAGCGAGGGCAGGGCAAGAGCCCUUCUGGCAAAGAGGGGCAAACUCUGGGCUGGUCUUCCCACAAGUCUGGACCAAGAGCAGAGCUACUCUGCAAGUGCCCUGGCCAGGAGCUGCCCUGGCAUGCUCUUCCACCAGCCAAGGGAAGGCGGGGGCUGUGUGGUGAGCCUUCCGCCGCCUUUGCCCAGGACCUUGGACCCUCACGGCAGCUGAUGGCUGUGUGGCCACAGGGGAAGAGGGAUGCUGCCCAGCCUCCUGUGGCGUUCAGCAGGGUCACCGCUCCAUCCUUGAAGCGGGCUGUUCCCUCCCCAGGAAGAAUCUCCUGCCCAUUUCCACUUGCCUGGCUAGAAGUCUCCAUGUCCCCCCCUCAGGCCCGGGACCAACAUUCUUCUUGACUUCCCAAUGUGAUUUCCCUUAAUGAUGAUUAAAGCUAUCCAGCCCUGAAGGCAGAUUGGAGGGGGUGGGAAAGACUGGAGCAAGUGUGCGCACACACCAGCCCUCUGGCCCUCUUCCUCUGCUGCAAGGUCUCGGGUCGGCUGGGAAAGGCCUCUGCAAGCCAGUUGCUGGCAGUGGCUGCUCCCCCCCCCCGUUCCUUUCCCCCUCUGUGCAGAGUUCCCCAGUUGUCCUCCUUGGAAGUGACGCGAGGCCUUCUGAGGGGGAGGGCCGGCUUUCCCUUUUCCUAGAGAGGUUGCAAGUGCCUUGAUGUUCCCAGCUGAGCUUUGGGGUUCAGAAAUGUGCAGAGUCCCCAUGAGGCUAGACCUGGUGAUGGUGUGUCCCACCUCUCCAGUCUUGAGGAGCAGUGGGUGGAGCCCCAGGUGAGGAGAGCCUUCUUGUCCCUCCUUCCCCCACCCCUCAGCUCUUCCUCAGUUGGCGCUGUCUCUGCCUGGGCGGGGAGGAGAGCUCUCCAGGGGCCAUCUUGCUUUGCCAGCGUUGGAGGCAACCAGAGGUUGCUCAGACCGGCAUCUGGGGCUCCUGCAGGAGUGACAAGCACGGGUCCUAAAAGAGCAAGUCCUCUUGGCUAAAAAUGGACCGGCUCCUCCCAGCCAAAGGCUUCCUCCUGCUUUGGAUUGUUCUGCAGCUCAGCAGCUGGAAUAUUUCUGCAUCUGCAGAGCCUGGGCCCACCUCAGGAGCCCCCCUCCUCGUCUCCAACAGCUCAAUGAUGCCUCUCACCUGCCAGAGCUUCCAGUGCUCAGGGGAGAGAUGCUACCAAGACGGAGCUCAUGGAAACAACACAGAGCCCUGCCACAAUGCAUCACACUGUGAGCUCUAUCGUCUCAACAGCACCAGUUACACAGCCCGCUGCAGCAGCGAGUGUGGGAUUGCCAACAUCACAGAGAUGUGCAUGACCAACAGCAGCGUCCGCAUGAUGGACCUCUGCACCGUGGAGUGCUGCAGCACCCCAAACUGCCUGCGCCUCAAUGCCACUGCCUACGGUGACCUGCCUCCCACCACCACCCCGGCUCCCACCACCACCACCACCACCACCAAGGCACUCCCCAAAAACGGCAAAAUGUGUUCCACCUUCACCUGCCACGGAGAAGGCUGCUACAAGAACCAGAAGGCCACAGCCGGCUGCCUCGUGGGCUUUGACUUCUGCGAGAUGAAGAAAACAGGCCCCCACUUUGUGGCUGGCUGCAGCAAAGUUUGCAAAACAGCUGGCCCGGCCUGCACCGUGGGAGCCAAAGCUCCUUGCUACCAGGAGUGCUGCCCAGCGAUGCCCAAAGCCAGCUGCCUGAAGCUGGAUGGCAAAGUGCACUUCAAUGGGGCUGGCCGCUUGCCACUGGGCCCCCUGCUCCAGCUGCUGGCUUGCACGGCUGUCCUCAGCCUGACCCACGCCCUCUCCUUCUCCUCUGGGAUCAACUGAAGGGCUCGCCUGGACCCUGUAGACUAGAGCAAGACCGGCCUUUGGGCUUCAGCCUCAGCCUUUUGGCUGGAAGCAUUUCUUCACUGGGUGUCUUACUGUCUCUGUGUGGUUUUAUUUGGGGGGUGUUUUGGUUUUUUUUAAAUUGAGUUCAGGACUGCUUCUAGCAAAGAGGACAAGGAUGGCCGGCAUUAGGAAUUCGCUCCCUCCUCACUGGUACCCAGGCUGCCCUUCUUCUUCACCCUGGACUUUUGGCUUGUGUAUUUGGCAACCGUGUUUAAAGCGCCGCCAAGGGGCACAGACUCUCCCUCGCCUGGCCCCUUGGAUAGCUAGGCUGGACGGGGCGGCUAAGCCAGAGAGGUAGUCCUGUUGGCCCAUUAAGGGCUGCACGCGGCCAGUGCUCCAGCCCAGGAGCUGCGCAGGCAAGCUCCGAGCAGGGAAGGCUUUCGCUGCCUCGAGCGGUCUGCCCAAGGCGGCCCGCAGGGGACUAGGCUGCCUUUCAGCCCCUUCCAGCUGCUUUUCUCCUCCGGUUCCGCGUCAGUGAAGGCGCCCUCUUCCGGGAGGAGGCGCCCCCUUCUCCCCGCUGCCAGCUGCAGAGACGACGGGCCCUCUCCCCGCCCUCUCUGCAGCAGCGCCGCCGCCGCCGCCGAGGGGCCCCGGGAGUGGGGAAGGGAACCGCUUUGCGUCGUGUGCCUAGUAGCGUGGGGAGGCGGAGGAGGUGCCCCGCGGCGGCAGUGCCAGAAGCGCCGCUUCCUUCUUUCGAGCUGUGCAAAUAAAGCGUUCCGCCCGCC